Molecule: messenger RNA, 1350 nt
Organism: Molossus molossus (Pallas's mastiff bat)
Lineage: Eukaryota; Metazoa; Chordata; Mammalia; Chiroptera; Molossidae
Gene: RND2
Product: Rho family GTPase 2
Exons: 7
Coding region: 1-816 (271 amino acids)
Biological process (GO): small GTPase-mediated signal transduction
Molecular function (GO): GTPase activity; GTP binding
Source: RefSeq, a predicted model, not a curated record
AUGUUGCUUGGUAAAGGUACCCACCAGAGGACGCAGCUCGCCAAAACUUUUCACCCUACGCUUGGUUGGAAGCUCAUUCUAGCCUCCCUGCUAGUUCAGCUGCAGCGGCGGGGUAGGCGGCAGCGGGGCUCAGGAGGGGCGCUGCGCUGGGGGCCGAAGUAUAGCCGGGACCAUGGAAGGGCAGAGCGGCCGCUGCUGCAGGUGUUCGCCAAGGACGCCUACCCCGGGAGUUAUGUCCCCACCGUGUUUGAGAACUACACCGCGAGCUUUGAGAUAGACAAGCGCCGCAUUGAGCUCAACGUGUGGGACACUUCAGGUUCCUCUUACUAUGAUAAUGUCCGGCCCCUGGCCUAUCCUGAUUCAGACGCUGUGCUCAUCUGCUUCGACAUUAGCCGACCAGAAACACUGGACAGUGUUCUCAAGAAGUGGCAAGGAGAGACUCAGGAGUUUUGCCCCAAUGCCAAGGUUGUGCUGGUUGGCUGUAAACUGGACAUGCGGACCAACCUGGCCACACUGAGGGAGCUGUCCAAGCAGAGGCUUAUCCCUGUUACACAUGAGCAGGGCACUGUGCUGGCCAAGCAGGUGGGGGCUGUGUCCUACGUAGAGUGCUCCUCCCGGUCCUCUGAGCGCAGCGUCAGGGAUGUCUUCCACGUGGCCACCAUGGCCUCCCUUGGCCGUGGCCAUAGGCAGCUGCGCCGUACUGAUUCUCGCCGGGGACUGCAGCGAUCCACUCAGCUGGCAGGAAGGCCAGACCGGGGGAGUGGGAACGAAGGCGAGAUACACAAGGAUCGAGCCAAGAGUUGCAGCCUAAUGUGAGGAGUCGACAAGGGUCAGAGUGUCAGGAGUUGUGGUGAAGGGCACAAUUAUCCCCCUGCCUACACCCUGGCUUCCUGAUCUCCUGACUCUGGCUAGAACUUCAGGGCAAGCUGAGUGAGCAAUUCUCCUGGGCAAGGGACCCAGAGGCGGAGGGGUGUGCACCAUUCCCCACAUCCUCAUCCCUCUCCUCUCCACAGGAAGUUGAGGGAGCUAGCAGGACAGGCAAAUGGGCCAAGAGCUGGGAUGGGGCAGAGGGGUUAGGGAAACUGGCAUCAAGCAGUGACCUUGGUCGAGUCUCAGUAGGCUGCCUUCCCUCCCUGCCCUCAGUCCCCAUAUCCUGGUCCUGGCUUCCUUCCCUAAGGAAAGUGUCCAUUCCAUGACCUUCCCUUCUCCUUUCCUCUCACUUCUACAGCUGUUCUCCCUCAUCCUAACCUCCAGGCAACAUGCACUAAAUUAAAAAGCAAGUUGAGAAGCCCCUUCCCCCAACCCUAGUUCCUCCCUCUCUUCCCCCAACAGUCCCCAAAUAAAGCCCAA